Aedes aegypti (yellow fever mosquito) is the source of this 2377-nucleotide messenger RNA. Its product is annotated as serine protease easter. NCBI's taxonomy places the organism in Eukaryota, Metazoa, Arthropoda, Insecta, Diptera, Culicidae. Gene Ontology annotation, biological process: proteolysis. The record is from RefSeq and is a predicted model, not a curated record. The transcript is spliced from 5 exons. Gene Ontology annotation, molecular function: serine-type endopeptidase activity. The coding region runs from base 593 to 2233 and encodes 546 amino acids.
UAGGCCACCGUCCAGCGCUUACCGGCCGUACCUACUUCCAUUCUGUGCUGGGUCGAUCGGUCGGUUCAGUUUAAACACUUUAACUGCCGCUGCUUCUGCUCCUCGGAAAACAGUCGCAAAUUGGUCGCGUUACGAGCCGCAGCAGUUCGCGUAGUUUCUCCGACUCCCCAGAAGACUUGAGAAGCCUACUGAGGUUUCAGAAGUUUUGCGUCCGAAGUCCGAAUCCGUCCGAGUCGCAGCAAGCGGACAAGGUUGUUGGAAAAAAUCGCGAACCAGAGUCCAAUCGGUUGAUUGGCGAUUUUCAGUGAAUGUGCGGUUAGUUCCAGUUUGAAAAAUUUAUACGGAAUGGCAGAAAUUAGCUGUGGUCGGUGAUCUGGAAAAUCGAAUUCAUUAAAGACACAGGAUUACGUGCGUAAGUGCGAAGUGGAUAUAAGCUGAAUUUGCACGUGUGUCCAGUGCCAUCGAGAGUGGAUUUAUUGCUUCCAAAGUGAAAUCGGAGAUAAGUUAAGUGCGUGCGAUCGAGUUAAGCCCAAUCAUCAGGCUAUCAGCCUUGGUCGUGUUUUGUAACAAAUCAAUUAGUGUUCUGUAAGAAAUGGCGCUACACGUGCAGAUCCUAGUAGCCUGUGUGCUUGCAAUCAUGCUGUUGCCCAACCCUAGCGAUGUACUUGCAGAACCAUGGAAGCCCCUUGAAGAUCACGACAGCGGAGGGACGUCCCUUCUCGAUCACUACUUUGUGCACCACUUCGAUCAGGAUGAACCAGAUUCGGAGCCGGCUCCGUCUUAUGCACUACGGGCCUUGUCAAUCAACUGUGAAUGCGUCAAAUUGCGACACUGUCCCAAGAUCUUGGAGAUGCUAAGAACACCAAAAUCCAGCUAUAGCAGUUUCAAUUCCAAACUGAAGCGAUUAACUUGCGGCUACAGCACGGGUCGAGAACCGAAUAUUUGCUGCCCUCUAGACGAUACCUGGCUAGCAGAUGAGGCAGAACAGCGGCCCCAGACCGGACUUGGCAACUCUUUUGCAGACCCGGAUAACCUCAAAUAUCUGCAAAACGAUCGCAACCAGUUCGGGUUUGGCUCUAGCACCCGCAAUUCCGCGAGGAACAACUUUGUUACGUCGUUCGAAGAUCCCAAGACCAUGAAGAACUGCCCACCGGUGAUAUCUCCGGGCGAUGAGUUCAGUAGGCCUACUAAGAAAGUUUAUGUGGCUCCGGCAGUGCGGCAGCGGCGGCCUACUACGACUACGACAACCACCUCGACUACCACCACAACCACAACGGCACCGGCGCGAUCGGUGUUCAGUGGCACCAGAACUAGCCUUGAGGUUGACCCGGUUUUCGCUCCAGUUACCAUCCCAUCCGUGAUCGAUUCCACUGCUCGGUUGGUAGUCCCCGCAUCACCACCGGUCAUCAACGAUGCCUUAUGCGGGUUGUCCGUCAACACACGGAUCAUUGGCGGCGAGACGGAGAUCCCCGGACAGUUCCCCUGGAUAGCGCGAUUAGCUUAUCGAAAUCGAACCUCAGGACGGGUGACGUACCGCUGCGCAGGAUCUUUGAUCACCAAUAGGCACGUGAUUACCGUAGCCCACUGUGUAACGAAUCUGAUCGAUGAACUGGAGUUAGUCAGCGUACGAUUGGGUGAUCUAGAGUGUAACUCGGUGACGGACAACCGGUGCAAUUCGCGCUUCCAAGACUUCGCGAUCGAUCGUUUGAUGCCCCACGAGAACUAUGACACCCCGAAAUACGCGAACGACAUCGCUCUGGUCAAACUGCUGCAACCGACUGAGGUCUACAACAUCCUUAGUCCGCUGUGUCUUCCGAUGGACCAGUACUCCAGUUACGGUAGAAACCUGACUGGCAAAACUGGAAUCAUCGCCGGAUGGGGAUCCACCAGUAACCGAAACAACUCCCCGAGUCCAACGCUCCAGUGGCUCCGUCUGCCGAUCGUGGACACGGCCCAGUGCGCCACCUCGUACGCUCGCUACAGCGUCAACUCGCGCAAUCCGAUCAUCGUCUCGGGCAACCAGAUGUGCGUCCAGGGCCAGGAGAAUAUGGACGCCUGCCAGGGCGAUUCGGGAGGCCCACUGAUGAACGAAGCCAUCUCCAGCCGGGAUCGGUUCGUGCUGCUCGGUCUAGUCUCGUUCGGGCCCCGCACCUGCGGAGUAUCGAACUUCCCCGGCGUGUACACCCGGAUCUCGUCCUACAUCGAUUGGAUCCAGCGGCAGGUGGAGUUGUGAGGGGGGAGGGGAGGUAGCCAGUUCAGUAGUUUAAGGUUAGGAAUCAAAUUGUAAAUAGCUCUCUUUUAUCAAAUUCGAACACAAAGUUUAUCGCAGAUAUGUGGGUGAGAGAAGUCCACAAUAAAAUCGAAACGUGACUGAGUA